AUGCUCGGCUGCACCCAUCCCCAUUCCACCCCUUCCACCUCCUUUCCGCCAACCCCGCGUCGGCAGUUUGUGUUUCGAGGGUCGCAGGAGAAGUCGACCUCCAGGCGUAGGACUAUCGAACUGAAGACGGAUGGGCGGCGUAGUGCUCGGCCGUUGCUACCGAGCAACACGACUAAAAGUAGUUUUAGUGAUGGUCUUAACACUCCAAUCAAUGCCAAGACAUCGAAUAACCAUGCGAUACAUAAAGAAGUGGCUCAAAGAGCAAAGCCUAAAAGCGGUACUAAUGAGGUUCCUGAGCACGCAUCGCGUAAGUCAGCUGUUGUGCAAACAGUCGUUCAUAUAACGAAGUCCUCUUCCACAAUGCAUCGCACAGGCAAACCUAUUGUUAGAAUGAGAUAG
This is a messenger RNA of Phytomonas sp. Hart1, 399 nucleotides long. The record is from the annotation of a GenBank genome assembly. NCBI's taxonomy places the organism in Eukaryota, Euglenozoa, Kinetoplastea, Trypanosomatida, Trypanosomatidae.